Molecule: messenger RNA, 1595 nt
Organism: Nicotiana tabacum (common tobacco)
Lineage: Eukaryota; Viridiplantae; Streptophyta; Magnoliopsida; Solanales; Solanaceae
Source: RefSeq, a predicted model, not a curated record
CUUGCAUUUUGAUAUUAUUCGCUUUGGUAAUGAACGGGUUAAACGGCUUUGGGAUUGACAAUUGGCUGAGCAAUUCAAAGAUUUUAUCAAUUGGGUCUUAAUUUCCCGAUGCGCCACUAACACUAGACUUGUUCGCUUUAAAAUCUGUUCUAGCAAUUUUUUUGAUAAGGUGGCCAUUUUCCGGUGGAUUCGUGUGAUAACAAAGCGAAAUGUUCAAGAACUUGUGUUAAGUUUUCGUCUUGCUGAGCCAUUUGAGUUGCCGUAUUGUGUUGCAACUUGUGAAUCUUUACGAGUUUUGAAAUUACAACUGUCUGGGGAUAUGCUUAAGUUGCCUAAUCAUUUGGGAUUUUGUCAGCUCCAAUUGCUUCAUCUUUUGGAAGUUGAGUUAUCGAACGAGCAUUUGAUGAGUUGCUUGUUCUCAACAUGUCCUCUUCUUGAAAAACUAAUACUAGGAGAUUGUACUUUUGGAACUAUGACUGUGCUUGAUAUUGCUUCGACAUCUCUGGUUUAUGUGUAUAUAGUAAACUAUGCUAACAAUGGACUAAGUUACAGCAAUUGUAAUGUCAAAAUUUCUUGCCCAAAUCUCAAGGUCUUGAAAUAUGGUGCUCCAAUGGCAAAGGAUAUAAUUAUAGAGAAUCUCUUCCCUAUAGAAGUUGUUCACGUCUUCUUUUUCGAUGUGCGUAACCCCUUAAAGGAAAUUGGCAUGCUUACGUAUAAGAUGAUCAAGAAUGUUCCUUCUACUUCAGCUUUGAAAUUAUGCAUGGUUUCUGUUCGGGGUGUAUAUCGGAUGGCUCAUGAAGUAAGAAACUCUCCGGUCAUGUUUUAUAAGCUCAAGUCCUUAAAAUUGACGGUGGGAAUUGAUGAAGCUUGCAUGCAAGCUAUGAUAUUAUUGCUCAAGCAUUCUCCUAAUUUGGAGGUUCUUAAUUUGUUUUCGGAUGAGAAUUUUGGCUGGGAUGAGAACUGGAAGCUGCAUGACCCUAGUGAAAGCAUAGUGUGCUUGAAAUCUCAUCUAAAGAUGAUUCAGUUGACUGGUUUUAAAUAUGAAGAAAAUGAGAUGGAGCUACUAAGGUUUUUCCUGAAGAAUGCGCGAGUAUUGGAAAAAUUGAUAAUUGUUUGGGCCGACUUUGCUGACAUAUCAAAAAAGGCAUCAGAGGUGGUUUUGGAGUAUCCCAAAACUUCUUCACAUACUGUUGUGACAUUUCUUGAUGUCAACCCCAAACCAAAAAGAUUUUACCGGCACAAUAUAAUUUAAAAGAGGUUUUGAUUUGUUGGAAGUAUCUAUGAGCUGGGGAAGGAAGGUCAAUUCAAAGUAAAGUAUGGGAGGAUGUCUAGAAGUAAAAAUAUUAUUGAAGUUUGGCCUUGAAGGCUGAUUUGGAAGGCAAAAAGUCCUACAAAAAUAGCUUGUUUUAAGUGGACUGUAGUUAGGAGUGCUUGUUAAAUAGCCUUUCUUUAUUCUGGAACUUUAUCAGCUCCUUCAACUUUUGUUAGGAGAUAUGAGUCAAUGUACAGGAGCUAAUCCCAUUUUUUAUAUCUUGAAUGUAUCUAUUGGAUGUUGUUUCAGUAAGUAGAUUGUAGGCCAAAUAAGGCCCCUUAAA